AUGCACGAUCAAAUUGAUAAGUUCAAGGAAUACAUUUCUCAAACAAGAAUAGACAAUGAUCAAAUUUUUCUUGAAAUUCCUGAUUUGGAGAAAUUUGAAAAAGAGAAAGUUUAUAAUUAUUGCCCAUUUUUAAAGCUAUCAUUAAUUGAAGCUUGCGCAUAUUUUGGAUCUAUUAACAUUUUCUAUUUCUUAACUUCAAAUCAAUAUUGUAAAAAAACAAAAGAAUGUCUUCGCUACUCAAUAAUAGGACGAAAUUCUGAUAUCAUCAAUGAAUGUUUGAAAGAUAACGAAAUGGACAUUAAGUGCCUCAGAGAUAUUGUUAGAACACAUAAUAAUGAAAUGCUCGAGUACGUUUUAGAAAGAAAUAUAUUCACUUAUAAAGAUUUCGAUGUUGAAGAAUGGGUUCAUAAUAAAGAUAUAUACGAACGGCGUAAAUAUAAGGCAGUUUAUGAGGAUGUUAUCACAUAUCAAAACCUGAAUGCUGUAUUUCUUCUAUUCGAGAGAGAGAAGAACUGUAUUUUUCCUUGGUGUGCUGCAUUUCCUCAAACAAUAGAUAUUAUAAAAAGCAAUAAAAUUCCUGACAAAAUUGAUUUCCAUGGUAGGAAUAUAUAG
Molecule: messenger RNA, 612 nt
Organism: Trichomonas vaginalis G3
Lineage: Eukaryota; Parabasalia; Trichomonadida; Trichomonadidae
Product: proteasome regulatory particle assembly
Exons: 1
Coding region: 1-612 (203 amino acids)
Source: RefSeq, a predicted model, not a curated record